AUGAUUCAGUUACUGUUUGCCCUAAAUUUCGCGGAGAUGGCGCUGAUUUUGGUGUUCGUGUUCAAGACGCCGCUGAGAAAGCUGGUUAUAAUGGGCCUGGACCGGGUCAAGCGCGGGCGGGGCCCAAUCGUCGUCAAGACGGUGGCGGCGACGGUCUUUGUGGUCAUGCUGGCUGCCGUGUACAAUGUGGUGGCGAUCAGGAGGCGUUGGGUCCAGGAAGGUGAGGUCAACCCGACGGAUCAGAUUCUCCUCGCUAAGCAUCUUCUUGAAGCUUCUCUCAUGGGAUUUUCGCUAUUCCUUGCGUUGAUGAUUGACAGGCUGCACCAUUACAUUCGAGAACUGCGCAUAAGAAGGAAGACCAUGGAAGCCGUGAAGAAACAAAACCGGGUGUUGGAGGACAGCAAACCCCAACUUACUGCAGUAGUAAAAGCAUUAGAAGAGGAAUUGGUUAAAUCGGGUGAAAGGAUUAAGCAGCUCGAGACAGAGCUUCAAGAGAAGUCUAAAGAGGUAAACAGUGCCGAGACAAAUGCAAUCGCUCUAAAAAAGCAGUCGGAAGGGUUUCUUCUCGAGUACGACCGGCUGCUCGAGGAAAAUCAGAGCCUCCGCAGCCAGUUGCAAUCAUUAGACCGGAAAAUGUCGUUUUCCGAGAGCAAGAAAUUUAUGUAA
This is a messenger RNA of Striga hermonthica, 666 nucleotides long. The record is from the annotation of a GenBank genome assembly. NCBI's taxonomy places the organism in Eukaryota, Viridiplantae, Streptophyta, Magnoliopsida, Lamiales, Orobanchaceae.